CACCCUUCUGUGAGGAGUAGGUGGUUCCUUGCUGUACUUGAUUGGUGUGAGUCUAUAUAGGAGGAGAGCCGCUCUUACUGGGCUCAUAGUCUGCGGGUGCCCUCUUGCUGCACAUCUCCCCCCCCAUAGGACUAUCUACUUUUUUUUUUCCUCAAGAUUCUUCUUUUAUUUUGGGGCUCUUUAACCAAGAGGAUUUACUUCAUUGUGACAGCAUGACGGAGACUAAGAAGAAAGAAAAGAAAGGGAGAAGGAAGGGUGGUAAGAAAGGGCAAAAAGAGGAAGGUGAUCCCACUCAAGCUUCGGCUCCAAAGUUAAAACCAUUGAGGUAUCCAUCAAUAGUGGGCGAGGGAAGCAAGCUCACAGUCAAGUGUGAGGCCACGGGGAACCCUCUGCCGACCUACAAAUGGUUCAAAGAUGGCAACGAGCUGAAGAAAAGCAAAAAAUUUCGAAUAAAGAACAGCCAGAAAAACUCCAGACUCCAGAUCAGCAAAGCGAAACUGGAGGAUUCUGGGAAUUAUACUUGUGAGGCGGAGAACCUGCUGGGAAAGGACAAGUCCACUGGCACUAUAAACGUCCAAAGCAUAACCACAACGCGAUCUCCAGGCUCAGGCCAUGGCAGAAGAUGCAACGAAACAGAGAAGUCCUUCUGUGUGAAUGGCGGCGACUGUUACGUCAUACAUGGUAUAAACCGGCUGUCCUGCACAUGUCCUGAAGGAUACUUUGGCCCGCGAUGCUCAAAGACUGAACCUCUGCGGUUGCACAUGCCCAAUCCUUUCAAAAAUCAUCUUGGGAUUGAAUUUAUGGAGGCAGAAGAACUCUAUCAGAAGAGAGUCCUGACAAUCACGGGCAUUUGUGUGGCUCUGUUGGUGGUGGGCAUAGUUUGUGUGGUUGCCUACUGUAAAACCAAGAAACAAAGAAAGAAGAUGCACAAUCAUAUGAGACAGAACAUGUGUCCAGAACACCCCAAUCGGAACCUCGCUAAUGGACCCAAUCAUCCAGGACCAGGACCAGAGGAAAUCCCCAUGGUAGAUUACAUAUCAAAGAACGUCCCAGCAACUGAACGAGUCAUACGGCCUGCCACAGAAGGAUCCUUCCCCGCCAGCCACACCUCUUCCAGAUCUCACAAUUCUUCCACGCGCGCCCAUUCAUCAACUCACAGACCCGAGGAACGGACGUGGAGCCUGGAACAUUCGGACAGUGUCCUCUCUGACUCACCGGGGAUGAUGUCAUCAUCAGUGGGGACCAGUAAAUGCAGCAGCCCCGCAUGCAUGGAGGCACGGGCCCGGCGGGCUGCACACUGCGCUUAUAAUGACCCGCAUCGGCCGGCCCUCCAAUAUGGGGACUCCUUUGACUCCCUGGGAGACUCUCCACAUAGCGACAGAUAUGUGUCAGCCCUAACGACACCAGCCCGCCUCUCGCCAGUGGAUUUCCAUUACUCAUUGCCCCCGCAGGUGCCUACCUUCCAGAUCACUUCGCCCAACGCCAGCCACGCCAUGUCCCUCCCUCCCGCUGUCCACAACCCGUACCCUCUGGAAGACAACCAGCCUCUGCUGCGCCGUUAUCAAGUGCCCCUCCACGACGCCCAGUGCCAGGAGGCCUACCGGCAGCAGCGGCGCACCUAUCCCAACGACAGCAGGGGCAGCCUGCCCUCCAGCCCCUACCGGCUGGCGGACGACGAAGACUAUGAGACCACCCAGGAGUAUCUCUCCUCGAGGGAGCAACCAAAGAGAAGCGGGUCGGGCGCACCCGAUAGCCGGCGUUGGCGGAGAUCCAGACUGAACGGCCACGUGGCCCCGCGUGGAUACGAGGCCUCCCGGGACUACGGCUCCCGGAGCUGUCUAACGGGAAGCGAGUCGGAGGAGGACGGCGAAAGCACGCCAUUCCUAAGUAUGCAGAACAUGAACGCUGAGCCCUCCACCAUCUACAGGCCGGUGGACAGUCGGACUCCUCAGUCGUCGGGGCGGCACAGUGGGCAUGGCAACAUGCAAACGAGACUUACGCACUCCCGCUCCAAACCGGACACGACACCCCAUUAGAGAGUGACCAUGAACCAACAAAAAAGUCAAUAUAGUAUAGACCUGCAUCUAUAAGAAAUAUUUUUAUUUUAUAUAACUGACAGAUAUUCUAAACAAAUGAAAUAUUUAUUUUCAUUUUAGCAAAAGUUGUCUACUAGUUAACAGCAAAGACUUUUUUAUAGGGAAAACUCUAUUUAUAUGUACAUUUUGAUUUACAGCAUAAAAAGAUGUGCCAGUUUUUUCACAACGUCAAAAAGAAAAAAAAAAUAGAGUAAUAUUGUGGUGCCUUUUGCUGUUUGCCGAUGCCAGAGGGCCAGUGGAGGUUUUUGUAGCCUUUCUUAUACGGACGCCUCAUUUUUUAUACACAUUAAUCUUUUCAUUUCUUUUCUUUCUCCGGAUAAAAUUUAUUUCCAAGUCGCAUCCUUUGAGGAGUCGCACCCCACUGGAACGUCCUUCCAUAUCACGCAAUAUAAACCACUUUCAAGUGUAUGUUUACAUCACCUGUAGGUUUUUGUUUUUAUUUGGGAUCAAAUCGAAUGCCUGGUUCGUGAAUACCACGUAGAAUUUUUUCACAUCUGGUUUGUGUGUGUGUGCGUGUUUGUGUGUGUGUGCGUGUAGUGAAUGUGUGUGCGCAUGUCACCUUGCUUGCAUGUAUCGAUAGAUUUGGAAUGGUUGUUAGUGCGGCGGCAUCGACCCUGAGGGUUUGCCGGUGCGUAUCGGAACUACACAGAACCAUUGUUAUAUUACGACUAUGCCCCUCCCCUCCCCUUCCCUGGCCCCGCCCCCUAGCACCACUGAGUAGGCGCAGGUGAAGCUGCGGUAGGUUAUGCAGGUUAUGCAGGUCAUUGCUUGAUGUGUUUACAGAUAUUCUUUACACCCCUCGCCCAGUCUGUCCCAUUAAGCCCCCCCCCCUCACCUUUUUCUGCAGGCUCCCUUCAUUUUAGCCUUUUACGAGCCUCACAAAUACUGAGCCGCUUGGCACAGGGUGACCCCUGCCAUCAGAGGUGGUGGGUAAAACAAAAAGAUUGCAUCUGUUUUCACUCAACUCUUAGUCCCCCCCCACCCCCUUCCUUAAAAUCCCAUACUUCCUCAUCCUUCUGUGUCCAUUCUGGUUUUUGUGGUCUCUGUUAGAGGCCACAUAGUGUCUCAGGAUUUCCACACACACACUCCCUUUCCACGCCAUCAUGCACUCGUAUCCUAAACAUCAAGUCAAGCAAGAGGAAAACAAACAAGACAACACAAGUGGAAUAGCUGUGAAAGGGAUCAUACAAUGCAAAAAUAUGCAAACUUUCUAUUUUGCUGUUUGAGGACAUCAUUUUCUAAGAGGUGACCGUGCGAUGUGUGCUGGAUGCCUGUAGUGUAGAAUGAAACAACAUGAUAUCCAGUCAAUGCAUAUUUAACACAGUUAUUUUCUUUUGUAAAAAAAAAAAAAAAAAAGCCAUCUAGCGAGUUUCUUGUGCGCAUACUUAUUUUAUCACUCAAUUUAGAGCGCUUCACUUUUACAUGCACAUUUCCAGUAAGGUCAAGUAGCAUUCAAAUAGUGUCUCCGAUAGUACUGUGCACCUACCGCUUUGUCUUAUUGACAGAUUUAGUCAUAUCGAAGUCAGCCUGAUGCAAGGAAAUACAUUCAAGCCCCCAGAAAAAUUCUGAAAUGUUUUGUCAUUGUUGGAAUGUUGCUAUUUAGCAUUCAAAAGAGAUGCGUACAAUUGAUCUGCACUUCAAAUGGAUAGUAAGUGGUAAUUGCACAGUGGUCUCUUUUUUUAUUAUUGGGAAUGGUCUUUGGUCACAUGUCACUUGCAGGUAAUUUCAAUUUCCCUGCCUCCUGAAGCCUCCUCUAACGUAAAUUCUGUGAUUCCCCUCACUUUGGCAAAACUCACCACUACCUGGCAUGCCCUGCUCCAGUCUCCUCUCUUUUCAUUUUAAGACCCACUUCCACCUGACCUCGCACCGUACACCCCCCCCACCCCCAGGCUUGAAACUCUUUUCCUCUGCAUGUCCUUGUGGUCAAGGUUAGAUGGGUGCAUGGUUUUAAAAAAAGGAGAAAAAAAGAAAAGCAGCGGACAAAUCUAUUCCAGUCAGUGAAAGUGUAUUUCAUUUAACAUUCAGCAAUAAAAAUACAGAGCCCAACCCUUGAACCCCCCCCCCCCAACCUCACCCCCACCCCUCCAUAUGUCAUUCCUGGAAUAUGCUAGAAAUAAAAGAAACAAUGCGAGAUUGUCAUAGAUUGUAAAAUAAAAUGAAAAAUGAUUCCACCUGUUCAUAUGAGGAAAAUAAAUCUUUAUUCAUAUCCUU
This is a messenger RNA of Syngnathus typhle (broad-nosed pipefish), 4307 nucleotides long. It is a transcript of the gene nrg2a, whose product is annotated as neuregulin 2a. The transcript has 11 exons. NCBI's taxonomy places the organism in Eukaryota, Metazoa, Chordata, Actinopteri, Syngnathiformes, Syngnathidae. Bases 213 to 2036 code for a protein of 607 amino acids. Gene Ontology annotation, biological process: nervous system development; animal organ development; intracellular signal transduction. The record is from RefSeq and is a predicted model, not a curated record. Gene Ontology annotation, molecular function: signaling receptor binding.